AUGAAUAAUACGGCCGAUAAUGACGGUGCCUUUGUCCCUUCGCUCACCCUGGAUCGCAGGCUAGAGAUUCCAGAUCAAAAGAAACACUAUCUCGACUCCCUUCUCCGCUUGCUAGACGCUCUGAUCUUUCUCCACCUGGGUGUCCUCUAUAUCUGCGACAAUCUUACAUUCCUUCUGGUCCUGCGCGCACUGAAUCAAGUGGUCCACGUCCAGCAUCGGCCCGCCGCGAUCACACCCGUUCUUGUCGUCAACCUCAUUUGUGUUGUGACACAUCUUCUACAGAGCAGGUCGGGGACCAAACGGCUCCAUGGAGGCAUUAUCGUCGACUUCGUUGGCGAGAUUCCAAGAUCAAGAACAUCUGUGAUAAUAUUGGAUCUGAUAUUUCUUUCACUGCAAAUGGUCAUGCUCGUGGCCGGUCAUGAGAGGCAGAUUGCUUCAGGAGAGGCCCUCGCGCUCGAAGAGUCACAGCCACAGGACCUGGAGUCUGAAGAAGCCGGGCAGUUGAGGUCACGUGCUCAAGAGCCGACGGACGUGACUGAGGAGGGGAUCGAGCUGCAAAGUCUUUUGCCCGAAGGAUCGAGGGUAGACGGCGCAGCGCAUCCAAAACAAGCUGAAGGGACACAAGAUGACGACGUGAUAUUACUGGAUUUGAAGAAGGGCAUCAAGGCCUUACUCCGAAGACCAAUACCGGCGGCUUCGCCGACCGCAAUUGAAAAUGCUCAAGCUCGUGCAAGCGUUGCGGCAUUCUUGAGAAUCGCUGCCGCAAGAGCAAGGGCGGGCUGA
Molecule: messenger RNA, 783 nt
Organism: Fonsecaea erecta
Lineage: Eukaryota; Fungi; Ascomycota; Eurotiomycetes; Chaetothyriales; Herpotrichiellaceae
Exons: 1
Coding region: 1-783 (260 amino acids)
Biological process (GO): SREBP signaling pathway; protein processing
Cellular component (GO): Dsc E3 ubiquitin ligase complex
Source: RefSeq, a predicted model, not a curated record